This is a messenger RNA of Danaus chrysippus (African queen), 909 nucleotides long. NCBI's taxonomy places the organism in Eukaryota, Metazoa, Arthropoda, Insecta, Lepidoptera, Nymphalidae. The record is from the annotation of a GenBank genome assembly.
AUGAUGGAUGAAUCGAAAGACAUUCCUCAAGUUGAGGAAAUAAAAUUUAAACCCAAAAAGAAGAAAAACCUCCGUCAAAGAAUUAAGGACGAAGACGAAUCUGAUGAUGAAGAACAAAUUUUAUCCAAAUUAGAAGAGGCUAAAGAGAUCCAGAAACUUCGAGAAAGGCCCAACGGUGUAAGUGUGGUCGCGUUAGCUACUGGUCAGACUAGCGUAUCUGAAGAAAUUACUUGCAAAGAUCCAUUUAGUGUUAAAUCUGGAGGCAUGAUUAACAUGCAAGCCCUCAAGAGUGGUAAAGUUAAACAAGUUGAAGACGCAUACGAUACAGGCAUUGGCACACAGUUCUCAGCGGAGACAAAUAAACGUGACGAGGACGAGGAGAUGAUGAAGUACAUAGAAGAACAAUUAGCAAAACGUAAAGAAGGAAGUGACUCAUCCAAAAAGGAAUCAGAUGACAGCGAGCUAUUAAAGUAUUUAGCUCCAGAAGAAGCUGCCUUACUAUCUUUACCAGAGCACUUACGAUCAUCCUCAAUGCACAGAUCCGAAGAAAUGCUUUCAAACCAAAUGCUGAGCGGAAUUCCAGAAGUGGAUCUGGGAAUAGAUGCGAAAAUAAAAAAUAUUGAGGCAACAGAAGAAGCAAAAAUGAAACUUUUAUGGGAGAAACAUAAUAAGAAGGAUGGACCAUCACACUUUGUGCCAACAAAUAUGGCUGUAAACUUUGUUCAACAUAAUAGGUUCAAUUUGGAUAGUAUUCAUUCAAAGAAGAGGCCAGCUGAACGACCAAUACAGAAGGUCGAAGUUAGUGUUAUUGAUGAAAGUGUUAACAAAAUAGUUAAAAAGGCAAAAGGUGAAAGAGCCACUGAUGAUUAUCAUUAUGAGAAAUUUAGGAAACAGUUUCGCAGAUAUUGA